Messenger RNA from Cooperia oncophora, 228 nucleotides. The record is from the annotation of a GenBank genome assembly. NCBI's taxonomy places the organism in Eukaryota, Metazoa, Nematoda, Chromadorea, Rhabditida, Trichostrongylidae.
AUGCGACUGCUAUCAGCUCUUCCCUAUCGUCUUGUAUCAGCGUUGCAAUAUGGAGCGUCGCAAGCCUACGGUGUUCGCUUGCUCUGCACGGCACCGCGAGUAAUUAGGGAAACGUCAGGCCCACUUGAUGAGCGUGAAAACAAAGAGAUAUACACGACGUGCCCAAUUGAUCUCAAUGAGCCGAGAUUUGAUAAAAUCCUAAUCGCUAACAGAGGUUUGUUGUUGUGA